Fusarium graminearum PH-1 is the source of this 1035-nucleotide messenger RNA. RefSeq lists its product as uncharacterized. The record is from RefSeq and is a predicted model, not a curated record. The transcript has a single exon. Gene Ontology annotation, molecular function: oxidoreductase activity. Lineage: Eukaryota; Fungi; Ascomycota; Sordariomycetes; Hypocreales; Nectriaceae. The coding region runs from base 1 to 1035 and encodes 344 amino acids.
AUGUCCCAGAUAAUCGACGCUCUUGUUAUCGGCGGCGGCCCGGCAGGGCUGGGUGCUGCCCUUGGUCUCUGCCGCCAAAACCAUAGCGUGGUUCUACUCGACAGUGUCUCAUAUCGCAACACUAUUGAUACAAUACCCGACAACCGGAUGCAUAUGGUGGCGACCUGGGACCAUCGACGUCCAGACGAAUUCCGUGUCGCUGCACGCAAGGAGUUGCAACGGUAUGAACGAUUCAAGUACAGGGAGGUCGAGGUUGUUUCUGUCCGACAAACCACAAGCACCCAAAGUGGAAAGCUCGAGGCUCUUUUUAACGCAAAGGCAGCUGAUGGCACUGAAUACGCCGCACGUAAGCUCAUUCUGGCAACAGGCGUCAAAGACGUUUUUCCAAAGAUUGAAGGAUUUUCUGAAUGUUGGGCUAAAGGAAUGUAUGUUUUAUCUCCAAAUUCCAACGAACUCUGUAUAGCAAGAGAGACUAAAUACAGAAGCUUCCAUUGCCUAUUUUGCCAUGGAUACGAGGAUCGUAACUCCGAGUCCGUCGGAGUUCUAGCGGUUGGUGAAUGUGCCGAAACAUCGACUGUUGCACGUAUGGCUCGCGCAGCCCAUCAGUUCUCGCGAUCUAUCACCAUAUAUACCAAUGGCAACUCCGAACUAGGCGAUCAGGUUUACCGACUUCUUGGCAAGGAAGGCUGGUGUUCCAUAAACAACCUAGGAAUCAAGAAGGUGUACAUGCCACAAAAGACGCCUGCUUCGCCAAUCACGGUGCAGGUCGAGUUAUCUGAUGGAACUACGAAAACAGAAGAUUUUCUGGUCCAUAAGCCGGCCACUGUGCAGGCUAGUGCAUUAUACACUCAGCUUGGACUGCAACUUACCGCUGAAGGAGAUAUCAAAGUCAAGGAACCCAUGUUUGAAACUUCAAAGGCUGGUGUUUUUGCAGUUGGGGAUUGCGCAUCGCCGAAUAAAUUUGUUAGUUCUGCCAGUACAUCGGGAGGAUUUGCUGCGGCUGGGGCUGCUAUGCAGUUGCAAGCUGGUUUCUAG